AUGAUCGCUGGAUCGUUCACAGCUUCCAGACUCUCUAGGGGGAGCCUUUCGGGCAUCGGCCGCCUGGCGCUGCGUGUGCCGCGAGCAGCACGCUGCUACACCGCCGGCAGCCUCAAGAUCAAUGCGGACCGGAUGAUGAAGACGCUGCACGAGACGUGCGAAUGGGGCGCAGCGCACCGAUACGGCGACGGACCAUUCGAGACGGGUAUGGCGCGUCUGACGCUUGACAAGGACGACGCGACUGCUCGACGCUGGCUGUGGAAGGAGGCGGAGAAGCUAGGCUGUUCGGUGGACGUCGACGAGAUGGGCAACAUGUUUAUGAUCCGCAAAGGGAAGAAGAACGGCAGACCCACCGCGAUGGGCAGCCAUCUGGACACACAGCCGACGGGUGGAAGGUACGACGGCAUCCUGGGCGUGAUGGCCGGACUGGAAGCGCUGCGCACGAUGAACGACCACAAUCUAGAGACCGAGUACCCAGUGGCGCUGGUCAACUGGACCAACGAGGAGGGCGCACGCUUCCCACAGUCAAUCGUCGGCUCGGGUGUGUGGUGCCACGAUGUGCCGCUGGAGAAGGCAUGGAAUCUGCAGGACGUGAAGGAUGCGUCGCUCACGAUGAAGUCGGAGCUCGCCAAGAUCGGCUUUCUCGGAUCGACGCGGUGCAGCCACGAAGCCACGCCACUGGCGGCGCACUUUGAGCUUCAUAUCGAGCAGGGUCCGAUCCUGGAAGCGACAGGCAAGAAGGUGGGCAUUGUUCAGGGCGGACAGGCGUACAAGUGGUUUGACAUCAACGUGCGCGGUCGCGAAUGCCACACGGGAUCCACACCGUUCGACACCCGCUCCGACGCCAUGCUGUGCGCAUCGCGCAUCAUUGUCGAGAGCAAUCGCAUCGCCAAGCAGCACAAAGGCCUUGCAAGCACGGGCAUCUUGCGCCUCUCGCCUGGAAGCGUCAACACAUGCCCUGGCCAUGUCUUUUUCACACUGGACGUUCGGCAUCCUUCGACGGACAAGCUCGCGGCGCUGUGCGGUGAGAUCGAAGCGGCGGCGCAGCGAAUCGCGGCCGAGGAGAGCGAAAAGGGGUGCAGCCUCGAGUGGGUCGAGACGUUCGACAGCCCAGCGAUCACGUUCCACCGCGACUGCAUCGACAGCGUGCGCAAGGCAGUCGAGGCCAACUACGGCAGCGAUGCAGGCGUUGACAUCUACAGCGGCGCAGGCCACGAUACAUGCUCGACCAGCAAGGUGUGCCCAUCCUCGAUGGUCUUCAUCACGAGCAAGGAGGGCAUCUCGCACAAUCCGCGGGAGUAUUCGUCGCCGCAAGACUGUGCGACCGGUGCGCAGGUCCUCAUGGAUGCAGCACUGCUUCACGGCAACGUCCGAGGCAAUGGUGGGAAGUCGCGGCAAGGCGGCUCCAAGAACUGCUGCUGCUGCUACCCUGGCAUGGUCGCGCGGGGUAACACUGGAGCCCAAGGUGCGGAUGUGCCUCGGGUUGCACUCGAAGCACCUCGACGCUCGGCCCUGAGCUACCCGUGGGCUGCUCGACAACCGAUUGCCGAAGCUGUCGGUGCGCCCAUGCAUGCCUUGGUGUUGCGCAGCGCAAGAAUAUUGACUCGCCGCCACUCGCUGUUGAGCGCCCGCAGCUACGGCAUUCCGCUAGCUCAAGCUCCGCCGCAGCCUCCAGUCCGCCAAGCUGUCCCGCACCCUAUCCCCCCCACCACCCUCGCGUAUAAAGCACACCCGCGCUCGUCGCCUGUGCCAUCUUUGCCCGUCUUCCCAAACCCCACCCUGCUUAAGCCACUCGAUUCCCCAUCAAUCAUGGCAGCUCCCUACACCGACACGGGCGUCAAGCCCGACGACUUCUACGAGUUCGACUAUGUCGUCGUUGGCGGCGGCACGGCGGGUCUGGCGGUGGCUGCGCGUCUGUCUGAGGACGCCGCGGUGUCGGUCGGUGUGAUCGAAGCGGGGCUGUGGCGUCCCGAGUGCCCCAAGAUCAACUACCCGGCGUUCAUCGGUCAGACGCCCAUGAACCCGGACUACGACUGGUGCUACGAGACCGAGCCGCAGCAGCACUCGAACGGACGCAAGUACCCGUGGCCGCGCGGCAAGGUGCUCGGCGGCAGCAGUGCGCUCAACUUUCUCGUGUGGCAGCGCGGCUACAAGGGCGAGUACGACGACAUUGGCAAGCUCGGCAACUCGGGCUGGUCUUGGGACGACUUUGCCAACUUUGCGCGCAAGAGCGCCACGCUCGAAAAGCCGUCCGAGCAACUGCAAGAGGCACACCUCGCCACGUACGACGAAGAGGUUCACGGCUCCGACGGCCCGGUUCAGACCUCGUACAGCAAGUGGUACACCGAGGCGCAGCGUCCGUGGUUCGAGGCGCUCAAGAGUCUCGGCCUCGCCAACGUCAGGGACGGUCUGGCCGGCAGCAACGCCGGCUUCUGGGUCUCGCCGGGUACGCUGUGCCCCAAGAACGGCGUGCGCUCGUACUCGGCCAGCGCCUACUAUGCUCCCAACGCCAAGCGCUCCAACCUCAAGGUCAUCACGGGCGCCCUUGCCUCCAAGAUCCUCUUUGGCGAGGCCAAGAACGCUGCAGGCGAGCUCGUCGCCUCGGGUGUCGAGUAUUCGGUCGACGGCGCUAGCUACACCGUCAAGGCGCGCAGGGAGGUGGUGGUGAGCGGCGGCACGAUCAACAGCCCGCACCUGCUCGAGCUCUCGGGCAUCGGCAAGGCGGGCGUGCUCAAGGCAGCAGGCAUCGAGCAGCGCAUCGAGCUCGACGUGGGCGAAAACGUCCAGGACCAUCUCUACACCACCACCACCUUCAAGCUCAAGCCGGGCCACACCACCUGGGACAAGAUGCGCCAGGACGACUUUGCCAAGGCGGCCAUGGAGCAGUACGCCGCCGGCGGCGACGAUCGCGGCAUCGUUGCGUCGAUCAUCUCGGGCUUCGCCUACGUCCCGCUGAAGCAGUACCUCUCUGCGGACGAGAUUGCCAAGAUCAAGGACGAGGUGGCCAAGAUCGACUGGAGCCAGUACUCGAACGGCGUGCGCGAGACGGUUCAGCUGCAGCUUGCGCGUCUGGACGACGAGCAGUGUCCCUUCACCGAGUUCAUCUUUACACCGGGCUACUUUGCCACCUUCUCGGCGCCAGAGGAGGGUCAGGAGUACUACAGCAUCCUGGCGUGUCUGCAGCAGCCCUUUUCGCGCGGCACCAUCCAUGCUGCCUCGUCCGACCCCGCUCAACCGCCCAAGAUCAACGCCAACUACUUUAGCGUCGACGCGGAUCUCGAGAUCCUGUCCAAGGCGGUCAAGUACUGCGACACCAUCACCACCACUUCUCCACUCAAGGACAUUACCGUGGCAAGGCAGGAUCCCGAUCCGGAGAAGUGCACCACGGACGACGACUUCCGCGAGUUUACAAAGGACGUCACCAGCACCGAGUACCAUCCGAUCGGAAGCUGCUCCAUGAUGCCGCGCGACAAGGGCGGCGUGGUGGAUGCAAGGCUCAAGGUGUACGGUACCGCCAACGUGCGUGUGGCCGAUGCCUCCAUCAUCCCCAUCCACGUCUCUUCGCACAUCCAGUCGGCCGUCUACGCCGUCGGCGAAAAGGCAGCCCACAUGAUCCGCGAGGAUGCCAAAAAGGCCCACUAG
Moesziomyces antarcticus is the source of this 3642-nucleotide messenger RNA. Its product is annotated as amidase hydantoinase/carbamoylase. The transcript is spliced from 5 exons. The record is from RefSeq and is a predicted model, not a curated record. Gene Ontology annotation, molecular function: hydrolase activity, acting on carbon-nitrogen (but not peptide) bonds, in linear amidines; flavin adenine dinucleotide binding; oxidoreductase activity, acting on CH-OH group of donors. NCBI's taxonomy places the organism in Eukaryota, Fungi, Basidiomycota, Ustilaginomycetes, Ustilaginales, Ustilaginaceae. The coding region runs from base 1 to 3642 and encodes 1213 amino acids.